GAAAGGAAGCAUAUAUGCACACUUUUUCACCACCAUCAUCGCUCAGCAUGGAUUUCAACGAUGGAGUGGAUGCAUUGGAGGAAGAAAUUCGAAAUAUAGAUGCUGAGAUCAAGCAGCUACAGAAAUUGAAAGCUUCUCUAGUGAAAAAGAGGAAUGCUCUCCAAGUGAAUGGUAGUAGUCAAGGUCCAUUCGCAUCAACCUCAGCGGCUGUGCAAACGACGGAUUAUUUUACCGAACGUUUCGAAUGGAGUGGAGAAUUAUUGCCAAGAGCAAGAGAAGUUUGGGGUAUUCAAAACUUCCGGUCUGUUCAAGAGGCCGUUUGCAAUGCUGCUAUUGCCGGAAGAGACAUUGUAUGCGUCAUGCCUACUGGCGGUGGUAAAAGCCUGUGCUAUCAAUUACCAGCUCUGAUCAGCGUUGGAGUGACCGUUGUGGUCUCUCCAUUGAUCUCAUUGUGUAUCGAUCAGCUAUGGCAUUUACGUGAGGCAGGCGUUUCUUGUGAGAUGAUGUCGAGCACCGAAAACAAAUACGAAAUGACCGAAAUCAUAAAGCGCCUCAAGGCAGGCGCAGAUGAAAUGAAAGUCUUGUUUGUGACACCUGAGCGAGUCGCACUGUCAAAAACACUUCGAACUGCGUUACAAAAAUGUUACGAGAAAGGCAGACUUGCUCGUAUCGUGAUUGACGAAGCACAUUGUUGCAGUCAGCAGGGUCACGAUUUCCGACCGGACUACAAGAAAUUGGCAAUCCUACGCAAUAUGUACCCAGACGUUCCGAUCAUGUGUCUUUCGGCAACGUUGACAGAACGUGUUCUGAACGAUAUACGAGAAAUUCUCGGACUUCCUCCAGUGGUGGAUCCUUCGAAAGCACCCAAGAAAGGAACUCUCUACUUCACUGCACCACUAUAUCGCCCUAACCUGCAUUAUUCCGUCUUGCCUCGUCCAAGUGCAGCGGCACAGGCAAAUCAAAUGAUUGUCGACUGGAUCACCGAACGCCAUCCUGGCGAAUCGGGCAUUGUGUAUACGCUGAGCAGAUCAGAAACACAACGGAUGGCAGAUGCAUUACAAGAGUGCAGUGAGGGAAAGAUUCGAGCUUCCGUUUAUCAUUCUGAUCUUGUAGAUGCACAAAAGAAGCAAAUUCAUCAUCAAUGGCGUGAAGGUGUCAUUCAUGUCGUCGUUGCCACGACAGCAUUUGGUAUGGGUAUCGAUAAAGGCAACGUGAGAUUUGUGAUUCACGCAAAUAUGGGCAAAUCUCUCGAUUCGUACUACCAAGAAUCGGGAAGAGCAGGUCGAGAUGGGGCAGAUGCAGAUUGUGUCCUUUUCUAUCGUCCUUCCGAUGCAGCACGUCUUGCUGGCCUUGCAGCUACUGAUCAUGAUGGUGAUCUAAAGCUCAGACCGAUGCUCGAAUAUGUUCACAGCGUCGCUUGUCGAAAGAUCAUUCUUGGGAACUACUACAAAGGUCAAUAUGGCGAUGAUGCAGCUUGUGAGAAAUGUGAUAAUUGCUUGAACAAGCCAGCGGAGAAAGACGUCACGCAAGAAUCCUGGAAGCUCUUGAAAGUUCUUCAGGAUGCAUAUGAGAGCGGUGCGAGGAUUACAAUGGCAGGUCUGUGCGAUCUUGCAAGAGGUUUGGGAAAUGGAGAAUUCACUACCGCUAGCAGAGGCGGCAAACGAAAGGCUGGUGGAGUUGCAAGUUUGGACGUGAAAGGUUUAAUCGGAGAAAAGGUACUUUUAAGUAAAGAUGACGCCGAACAAGUGUGUGUUCAACUUUACUUGUCCGAUUAUAUCGCAUUCGAAUUCACUCAGAAUGCUUAUUCGAUCAAUUCGUACGUUAAACCAGGCCCGCUGAUCCGCCGAGUUACCAGACAGGCACAGAGUGAAUGCCCAACAAUCAUGGCCACCAUUCCUGCAACAGCCACCAACAAAAGACGGAAGACAAAGGCGACACCGUCGAAGCGAGCAGGACCAUCCAGUCAGGCUGGGCCAUCAAAUGGAGCAGGCUCAGCGAUUCAAGUUAAAAAACCGAAUCUUUCGAGUGAUCCUAUUGAAGUGGAAGAUAGCGAUUUAGAGAUCUAGAGUAGAGUAGUUGUGUAGAGUAAACCUAAUAUUGUACAGUAGCAUUAGCAUUUUUGUAAAUUAGCAUACGAUA
Meira miltonrushii is the source of this 2139-nucleotide messenger RNA. Its product is annotated as ATP-dependent DNA helicase. Gene Ontology annotation, molecular function: four-way junction helicase activity; ATP binding; nucleic acid binding. Gene Ontology annotation, biological process: double-strand break repair via homologous recombination. NCBI's taxonomy places the organism in Eukaryota, Fungi, Basidiomycota, Exobasidiomycetes, Exobasidiales, Brachybasidiaceae. Bases 48 to 2066 code for a protein of 672 amino acids. The record is from RefSeq and is a predicted model, not a curated record. Gene Ontology annotation, cellular component: cytoplasm; chromosome. The transcript has a single exon.